Molecule: messenger RNA, 1214 nt
Organism: Odobenus rosmarus divergens (Pacific walrus)
Lineage: Eukaryota; Metazoa; Chordata; Mammalia; Carnivora; Odobenidae
Gene: CYTH3
Product: cytohesin 3
Exons: 12
Coding region: 105-1160 (351 amino acids)
Biological process (GO): regulation of ARF protein signal transduction
Molecular function (GO): guanyl-nucleotide exchange factor activity
Source: RefSeq, a predicted model, not a curated record
AAGACCUCUCAUUAGAAGAGAGAGAAGAACUUCUAGACAUUCGUCGAAGAAAAAAGGAACUUAUUGAUGACAUUGAGAGGCUGAAAUAUGAAAUCGCUGAAGUGAUGACUGAGAUUGACAAUCUGACUUCAGUGGAGGAGAGCAAAACUACCCAGAGGAACAAGCAGAUAGCUAUGGGGAGGAAGAAAUUCAACAUGGAUCCCAAAAAGGGAAUUCAGUUUCUAAUAGAAAAUGACCUGCUGCAGAACUCCCCAGAAGACGUAGCCCAGUUCCUGUAUAAAGGAGAAGGCCUAAAUAAGACCGUAAUUGGGGACUAUCUAGGUGAAAGGGACGACUUUAAUAUUAAAGUUCUUCAAGCUUUUGUCGAACUCCAUGAGUUUGCUGAUCUGAACCUUGUUCAAGCCUUAAGGCAGUUCUUGUGGAGUUUUCGACUUCCGGGGGAGGCGCAGAAGAUCGACCGCAUGAUGGAGGCGUUCGCGUCCCGCUACUGUUUGUGCAACCCCGGCGUCUUCCAGUCCACAGACACCUGUUACGUGCUGUCGUUCGCCAUCAUCAUGCUCAACACCAGCCUCCACAACCACAACGUGCGGGACAAGCCCACGGCCGAGCGCUUCGUCACCAUGAACCGUGGCAUCAACGAGGGAGGGGACCUCCCGGAGGAGCUGCUGCGGAACUUGUACGAGAGCAUCAAGAACGAGCCGUUCAAAAUCCCCGAGGACGAUGGCAAUGACCUGACGCACACAUUCUUCAACCCCGACCGCGAGGGCUGGCUCCUGAAGCUGGGAGGGCGGGUGAAGACCUGGAAGCGGCGCUGGUUCAUCCUCACCGACAACUGCCUCUAUUACUUUGAGUACACGACAGACAAGGAGCCCAGGGGGAUCAUCCCCCUGGAAAACCUCAGCAUCAGGGAGGUGGAGGACCCACGGAAACCGAACUGUUUCGAGCUUUAUAACCCGAGCCAUAAGGGCCAGGUCAUCAAGGCCUGUAAAACCGAGGCGGACGGCCGGGUGGUGGAGGGGAACCACGUGGUGUACCGGAUCUCCGCCCCGAGCCCCGAGGAGAAGGAGGAGUGGAUGAAGUCCAUCAGAGCGAGUAUCAGCAGGGAUCCUUUCUAUGACAUGCUGGCCACGAGGAAGAGGAGGAUUGCCAAUAAGAAAUAGAUCUCUCCCGGCCUCAACAGGUGAAAGUAGAAACCAAAACCCCGCAGCAGAAAG